Molecule: messenger RNA, 2287 nt
Organism: Delphinapterus leucas (beluga whale)
Lineage: Eukaryota; Metazoa; Chordata; Mammalia; Artiodactyla; Monodontidae
Source: RefSeq, a predicted model, not a curated record
GCUCAGGGGAGGUCAGCCACCUUCAGGGACGGUCAGCAAUCCAGAAGCCACUGCACCAUGAGUGUCUCUGUGCUGAGCACCACCAGAGCCCUGGGCAGUGUCUCGGGGCUCCUGCAGGUAGCCUCCCUGCUCGGCCUGGUUCUGCUUCUGCUCAAGGCAGCACAGCUCUACCUGCGCAGACAGUGGCUGCUCAAAGCCCUCCAGCAGUUCCCGUCUCCUCCUUCCCACUGGCUCUAUGGGCACAUGCAGGAGUUCCAAGAGGAGACUGAGCUGCAACCCCUACUGAAGUGGGUAGAGAAAUACCCAAGUGCCUGUGCUCGCUGGCUGUGGGGGACGAAAGCCCUGGUGUUGAUCUAUGACCCUGACUACAUGAAGGUGGUCCUGGGGAGAUCAGACCCAAAGUCUCACGAUUCCUACAGAAUGCUGAUCCCCUGGAUUGGGAAUGGUUUGCUCGUGUUGGAGGGGCAGACGUGGUUCCAGCACCGGCGGAUGCUGACCCCAGCCUUCCACUAUGACAUCCUGAAGCCCUACGUGGGUGUCAUGGCCGACUCUGUCCGAGUGAUGCUGGACAAGUGGGAGGAGCUCGUCAGCCUGGACUCGCAUCUGGAGGUCCUUGGACACGUCUCCUUGAUGACCCUGGACACCAUCAUGAAGUGCGCCUUCAGCCACCAGGGCAGCAUCCAGACAGACAGGUCAGUGACAACCCUUUCAUGUGCGUUGUCACCUCCAGCCCACCUGUCUUGCAAGAGCACCAUUUCAUUCAGAGUGAUGGAGGGUAGCUCUCAUGGUGGCUCCUGGGCCUUUUGUGCACAUUGCCCCUAUUACCAUGGGUACCAUCAGUCUUCUCUCUCUCCUCCCUGCCCCACAGGAGUCCCGCUCUCCCUCUUCUUUUAUGGGCUUCACCACAACCCGAAGGUGUGGCCGAACCCAGAGGUGUUUGACCCAUCCCGGUUUGCACCGGGUUCUUCUCAACACAGCCACGCUUUCCUGCCCUUCUCAGGAGGAUCCAGGUGAGGCCUUCUGUACCUGGGGCAGCUGGAUGUCACUGGUGCUACCUGAUGUGUGUGACUGUCUACAUUCAUAUGUGGUGUGUGCAGUUAUGUCCCUGUAUGUUGACGUUUUGAGAAGGAGGCGUGUGUCCCCAUGUACAAGAAGGCCUUCAGGGCACACCACGGAGUCCUUGACCUCCUGACUUCCACAACGAUCAGCCACAUUGCCAUGGCCGUGGCCGCUCCAAAGUAUUCCAGGGUUUUCCUCACUUUAGGAGUAUGACUUUUCAGCUUUAGAAUUUUUCAUGAAAGGUAAACUUCAGAUGUUUGCUUUCCACAAUUAUCAGUCAUCUUUAAAGAUGGUUUUCUUUCUUUACACAUUCCUUGUCCAGCCCACUGCCUUUUCUACUUAAUUCAACAAUCCACCUCUGACUGUAUCAUCAGUUGUGUUUGCAUGGAUUUAGAUUUCCAGCUGCUUUUCUUCUCCUGAGGCUUCAAACCAUGUAUGUGAUCACUUACAGUUGCAGGUUGAAGAAAGUUACAUAGCCACAUGUGUCUUUUCUAUUUCUAUAGUCAAACCUAACAGUUGUGCCUGCAUAUUCAUAUAAACAUGACACCAUUUCUGGUUGCCAAAAUUCUAUAUAUGUAGUGGGGAUUAUAUACCAUAGUCCCAGAAUCUACAGAGUCUAAUUUUGGCAAAAAAGGAUGAAAUUGAAGGCAAUCAAGUGCUUUUGAGAGAAAACUCACUAUUUUGUGUUGGACAUGUGCAUUUGAGAAGUUCCUGCCGUGUAAAAUAUAAAGCACACAUGAAAUAGCUGUUAAGCUGGAUGAUACCCUCCACAAUGACUCCUGUGAAAAUCUUCAACGGCUACAGAUCCCCCCCGAAAUAGUAACUUCCAUAACUUUGGAACUACUUAGUAAUCCAAGUUUUUUCUGAGCCUAUAAUUCUGUGAAAUUUUCAGUUGGUGAAUCAACCUUCACAGAACAGGCUUGACGCAACACGUUCCUGGAAUUUGCUCUAGUAUUUGGUCUGUGCCAGGGUCCUGUUCUUCCUUGUAGACAUUGGCUGCAGGUCAUGCGGCUGCCACCAGAGGACAGGGGGUACCUGGCAACUCAAUUCCGAGGUCAGAAUUAAUGUUUAAUUUUAAUCCAUUCCUUUUUUUUAUCAAUUCAAUUAACUUUGUUCAAAUAGAAAGCUAUUUAUUAAGCCUGCUUCUGUGUGCCAAACCAUAUAUUACAAGAUGGGAACACAGAGACGAAAGGAACUUUCCUUGCUCCGAGAGUUCACAGUCAAGAAA